CUUAGAGUUUUGCUUGGGGCAAGCACUAGAUAGACUUUUGGUAAAGUUUCUCAAAAUGAUUUUUAUGUAGGGGUAAUCAAUGAGCUCAUGGCAGACAUCCUCACAGAUGCAAGCCAGAUAGAUGGUUCCCUUCCCCCUACUGCUGUAAUGUAAACAGCCCUGCCACACCCGGGGAAACACUCCACAGCUCCUGGAAUUCUUGCAGUCAGAUGAUGCAUGUGGUCCUGAUCAGUGCGUUUCUGCUCCAGCUCGCAGCCGUUCAGAGAACUAAAUGUUCUUCUUUCUGCAAUCCACAAAGAUUCAAUGUAGCAGUGGUUCAUGUUUGCUGUGUUGAUUCUAUGGCUCUGAGAUUAUGUAGUUUGGAAAAGUUUCUUUUUAAAGAGUUUCUGCUGUGAAUGUAAAUUAUGCUGAACUCUGGAGGAAAGUGAAGUUUGACAGACAUCUAUGAAGAGGCUGUAGAUGUGUGUCAUAUUUGGAUUAAACAUCUGAAAAUUGUGAGCCGUUCCUCCCUAGAGGCCUUCACAUGUCAAGAGCAUGUUCAGAGAAAGACUUUGUGUUUCAUAGCAGUGUGUGCCUAUGUCAGACUCUCCAUUACAUUUCUACAAGCUCAAGGGCUGAUAUGAAUAAAGCAGCGUCGUGGUCAGAGGAGGAGGUCUCGCUCUGGCUGACCGAUCAGGGCCUGCAGGAAUACUCCGAACCUUUACGAAACUACGACGGACCAGCUUUGUUAAGUCUUACGACGGAUGACUUCAAGAGGCCACCCCUCUCCAAGGUCACAUCAGACGGUGGUCAUCUGCUCUUGGAAAAGAUUGAGACCCUUAAGAUCGAGCAUCAUAUCGACGUCCACAAGAAUGGACAUGCCAACGGGCACAUGGUGUUGAAUCAUAACGGGAAUGCUGGGAGUGCUGGAAAGACUCACCAGAAUGGCAUGGUGAAUGGUUUCCACAAGGAACUGGUGCAGAUUCACAUACCAGAGCCAGCUUCUCCGCAGUUUCCUCCUGAGUGGGGAAAGACCGCCGUGGCUUUUGUCUAUGCCUUAUGCUGCUUCGUCUUGACCACCGUCAUUAUUUCUGUGGUCCAUGAACGUGUGCCUCCUAAGGAGGCAUCUCCACCACUCCCUGACAAGUUCUUUGACUUUUUCGAUCGUGUGGAGUGGGCUUUCACUAUAUGCGAGAUCAACGGAAUGAUUCUGAUGGUCUUGUGGAUUAUACAGUUGAGUCUCUUAAAACACAAAUCGAUUGUUGGCCGACGCUUCUUCUUCAUAGUCGGGACACUCUACCUCUACAGGUGCAUCACCAUGUACAUUACUACUCUGCCAGUUCCUGGCAUGCACUUCAAAUGCUCUCCUAAGCUGUAUGGUGACUGGGAAUCUCAGAUGCGGCGGGUGAUGAAAUUGAUCGCCGGAGGAGGUCUGACCAUCACAGGCUCUCAUAACAUGUGUGGAGACUACUUAUACAGCGGCCACACAGUCAUGCUCACCCUCACUUAUCUCUUCACGAAGGAGUAUUCUCCUAGACGGUUCUGGUGGUACCACUGGGGCUGUUGGGCUCUGUGUGCGGUGGGAUUGUUUUGCAUCCUCCUUGCUCAUGACCACUACACGAUUGAUGUUGUCGUGGCCUACUUCAUCACCACACGUCUCUUCUGGUGGUAUCACACAAUGGCCAACCAACAGGUGCUCAAAGAGACAUCCCAGACCAACUUUUUCACCCAUGUAUGGUGGUACCGAUUUUUCAGGUACCUGGAAAACAAUGUUCCCGCCGUCGUCCCCCGCAGCUACCAGAAGCCCUUCUCAUGGCGGUUGCUGCAUUGGAGCCAUGUGAAGUACACACGGAUAGACUCCGACUGACUAACGUGCAAAUGCUCCAUUUGGAUCUCCAAAACAUGUGUCCAAAGUGCCAGAACAAGCCUGAUCCCUUUAACUAACAAAACCAGUCAUCCGAAGCAUCUCAUUCCUCACAGGAUUGGUUUUGGAUGUAAAACUGAGAACAAUAUGGCUGUAGGAGGAACCACUGUCAGUGAUUUUCUUCUCUCUAAUUGUGUUAUUGGGCUUGUGUUGGCCUGUAGUAUCAUUUUGCAUUGCACCAACAAAAAACACAAGAAAAAAAGCCAGCAAACUAAAUGCCAAGUUAUUUAUUUUACAGAAAAACGUGACAAUGUGUCAGAGUAUCUUUGCCCCUUUGCACAAAGCUAUCUUUUCAAGGAAGCAAUUUGACAAACUAAAUAUUGCAUUUUUCUAAUCAUCCGCUAAAUAAAACGUGCUGUCAGACAAGGUUUAUAUGCAUAUAAUUAUUUUUUUAUCUAAUUCUUUACUUCGAGAGCUACAGGAGAUGUUUAUCGUUUGGAUAAUCGAAUGCUCUUCAGUGCCUUAAUAGUUGGGGGCGAACAGUGUUCAGGUGGUCAACUGUAGUAAUGUAGUUAUGUUCGUUCAAAGCUAAUUUCAGUGUUUUGUACUUCAUAUUCGGGGUUGUCGUGCUGUAACUACCCUUUGCAGAUUCAUGUCCCAAAUAUGCUUGAAACAGAACUCACCUCGAAGUACGUGUAUUUUCAUGACGGUGUCAGCAAUGCUAAUUCCUUUGUCCAUAACCAUUUCUCUGAUGUUGUUUUCGGAAUGUAUUUAUUUAUGUUUUUGUUGCGUUUUAUUUCGUAUUUGUCUGUGGAAUGUUUUUUUGGCACGUUGUUUGUCUGUCGGACAGCUGCUGCUUUACGGCUCUGACUGAAUGUUCUGGGUUUGACUGACGUGAUAUGAAGCGAUCCAUCGUUUCUACAAGCCAGAACAGAUGAUCUGUCCCAUUGACCAUCCAAUACAAUAAGCUGCUAUAUUGUGAUUUAAUAGUAGGAGGUGUUCGUCCAUUUACAAACAAAUAAAUGACAAAAUAUUAGCACAAAA
Messenger RNA from Carassius gibelio (silver crucian carp), 2887 nucleotides. Its product is annotated as phosphatidylcholine:ceramide cholinephosphotransferase 1. The record is from RefSeq and is a predicted model, not a curated record. Gene Ontology annotation, molecular function: protein binding; ceramide cholinephosphotransferase activity; sphingomyelin synthase activity. The transcript has 6 exons. Gene Ontology annotation, biological process: sphingomyelin biosynthetic process; ceramide biosynthetic process. Lineage: Eukaryota; Metazoa; Chordata; Actinopteri; Cypriniformes; Cyprinidae. Bases 524 to 1846 code for a protein of 440 amino acids. Gene Ontology annotation, cellular component: Golgi membrane; endoplasmic reticulum membrane.